GCUAGCUAGGCUGCUAGCCUCCUCGAGCUCGCUAAAAGCAACCCUCACCUCUCUCUCUCUCUCUCCCUCUCUCUCUCUCCCCCCACACACACAAAAGCAGGUAACGGGCACAGGAGCACAGCACUUGGUAGAGAGAGAGAAGCAGAGCCAAGAAACACAGCAGGAGCAGGAGGAGCUGGUUCAAGAAGGAGGCCAGCAGCCAAGAAGAGGAAGAGGAGGAACAGGAUGCUGCGCGGGCGCGGCGGUACGAGCGUGCUGGGGAUCGUGAACUUCAUCACGUUCCUGAUCUCGAUCCCGAUCCUGGGCGGCGGCAUCUGGCUGGCCUCCCGGGCCAACUCCACCGACUGCAUCCGCUUCCUGCAGUGGCCCAUCAUCGUCAUCGGCCUUGUCCUCAUGGUCAUCUCCCUCAUGGGCUUCGCCGGCGCCUGCUACCGCCAGACCUGGCUCCUCCGCCUCUACCUCUUCGCCAUGUUCUUCGUCGUCCUCGCGCUCCUCUUCUUCAUCGUCUUCGCCUUCGCCGUCACCGACCGCGGCGACGGCCAGGUCGUCAUGAACCGCCGCUUCCUCGAGUACCAGCUCUCCGACUACAGCGGCUGGCUCAGGGACCGCGUCGCCGACCCGCAGUACUGGGCUAUGAUCAGCGCCUGCCUCCGCGACGGCCACGCCUGCACCGGCAUGAGGCGCUUAGCGCGCGACCCCAACACCGGCAUGCUCGUCCCCGAGACGCCUGGCAUGUUCUACGCCCGCGACCUCUCCCCCGUUCAGUCUGGAUGCUGCAAGCCACCAUCGUCAUGUGCUUUCACAUAUGUGAGUGAGACCGUGUGGACACAAAACCCCAGUGCCACGGCUUUUGUAACCGCCGACUGCACCAGGUGGAGCAACGACCAGCAGACGCUUUGCUUCCAGUGCGACUCGUGCAAGGCAGGCGUCCUCGCCGGCAUCAAGAAGAGCUGGCGCAAGGUUGCCAUCCUGAACAUUGUCGUGCUGGUCAUCCUCGUGAUCGUCUACGUCGCGGGCUGCGCCGCGUUCCGCAACGCCAAGAGGAUCGAGAACGAUGAGCCGAUCGGCAUGGCACGGAUGACCAAGUCCCAACCAAGCAGGUUCCAGUUCUAGGCUGCGGAUUCAGAAGCCUUCGCCUGUAAAAAGACCACAUUGGGUGGUGCUGUUAAAACCAUGUUUGGCAGAGCUAGAGCUCUGAGAUCCAUAUAGAAUUUGGAGUUUGUAGGGUAAAAUAAAGUAGUUUAAAUAUCUAUUUUCAAUCUAAAAAGAACAAGAUGCUUAAAUCAAAUCAAAGAACUUAAAUCUGCCACAGCUCCAUCUCUGAAAUUUUGGAGCUGAAGAGCCGCCAAACAGGCUCUAAGCUUGGCCUUUGUUAUAUUUUACUGAAAUGUGGGAUCAGCUACAUUUGGGUGGUGAAAAGGGAAGGAGUUCUCGGAUCAAAAGUUCAGUGUGGUUUGGUUUUGUGCUUGCUGUAGUCUUUAGGGUAGGUGUAUCAUGUAUUGGGUACAAGAUGAGGUCUGCAAGAAACAAGAGAAGUUCCCCUCAUUUAGGAGUGAAUUAUUCUGUACUGGAGAUUCUGAUUUGGCACUUUUCCUGGAGGAAAAUAUUAUCUUGUUACAUGUUGGAAGAUA
Molecule: messenger RNA, 1631 nt
Organism: Phragmites australis (common reed)
Lineage: Eukaryota; Viridiplantae; Streptophyta; Magnoliopsida; Poales; Poaceae
Product: tetraspanin-3-like
Exons: 2
Coding region: 226-1113 (295 amino acids)
Biological process (GO): auxin-activated signaling pathway
Cellular component (GO): plasma membrane; plasmodesma
Source: RefSeq, a predicted model, not a curated record